AUGGCUGCGGGGCACAUGCCACGAAAGCGAAGAAGCCUUUUGGCGGUCAAGGCUGCGGCACCCAAAGAGACAGGUGCCCUGGUCUCUGUGUCCGAGCUUCCGAAGGUGGAAGCUCUAGGAGUGGAGUUGCGGCAGUCUUCGGGCAUUGCAGCUCCUGUGAAUGUCCAGACGGGGGAGCUAAGUGGUGAACCUUUCCGGAUUCUGCAUGACCUUGGGCCCGACACGAAGAAAAACAUUGAGACCAUCACAGGAACUUUGCAGAAGCUCAGAAAGCACUUUGGAUGGAACAAGGUUAUCGGCUGCUCCGUCACCAAGGCGCUGAUGGAAAACCUGACCGAGGACAAUGAUGGAGAUUAUCAGACUCGCAGGGCAAAAGUUCAAGAACUGCUGCGGCGGGGUCUGAACAAACGAGGACAGGUGGCCUUCUUCCAUGUGGAAAUCCACACCGUGGGAGCAGGAUACAACGAGCUAGUCUGGGGCGACAGCAGAGCUACAGACGUUUGGCGAAAGAAGACCAUCCUGGUCAUUACGCUGGGGCGGAACAUCGGUGCAGUACUCUUCAAUGACGGCCGCAGGGUGCGCAACUCCCCGCUGAACGAGCUCUACACCUCGAAUCGUCAGGCCAGCUUGCCCAGUGAUGCGGGCGAAUACAAGUUCGUACCUCCAUCGCCAGGAUCCGAUUCGUUUGACGAGUGGGCAUCACUGUUGGACGACUAUCUCGCAGAAAUCACCGGAGCUGUUCCCACAGGAUUGGACCGAGUGGUACUUGUGCCAACAGGGAGGAUCGCGAGCACCGACCGAGCCAUCUCUCAGGCGCUGAUGAAGCCGGAACGCCUUGCAAAGACGAAGGAGUUGGCAGCCGAGAGGGGUGCAGACAUGGUCGUGGCCGCCGCAGAGCAGGAGGUCAACAUUGUGCGUGGCAUGGCCCUGGAUGCCAUCUUCGAGCUGCAGAUCAGCCAGGCGAGGCGAGCCUUGGAUGGCGUCCUGAAUGACUCCAAGAUUUUGCAGCACCUGUCAGAGGUGCAGCUGGAGGCCAUUUUUGAUCAAAUGGAUGUGGACGGAGACAGACGGCUUCAGGCUGAUGAGCUGCAGAGAGCUUUGGCGCUUUUGGGACUGGAACGCGAGUUGGAGAAGCUCGUAGAGGAGCUCGACACCACCCGCGAUGGAGAAGUGUCCUUCAACGAAUUCUUGGCAUGGUGGCGGAAACACGUCAUGGAGGCCAGGUGCGUCGUUACUACCAGUGCAAAGGCAUGGCAAAGCAUCAUCACGAAUGUCAAUCCGCCAUUGAACCUGGGGCAGUUGGUGCUCCUGAAGGUGACCUUCACCUUUUGCCGGAGCUGCCGUGCCUUUGAACCCAAGUGGCGAAAGUACUCAGAAGAGUUCCGUGACAUUCGCUUCGUUGAGCUCGUGGGAAAUGGCACAAUUGGCGCAAUGGAGUUCUCCACGAAAGAGCUGGGCGUGAAGGUGUCCCCUGCCUUCUUCAUGUUCCGGCGUGGCGAAGCCGGUGGAGAGCUCAUUGAACAGUGGACGGGUGCGAAUCCCGAGCGCUUCGAAAGCCAUGUGCGGCAGUGCUUGGAGCGAGAGGCAGAUCGAGUUGCCCAAGGAGCGUGA
Molecule: messenger RNA, 1611 nt
Organism: Symbiodinium necroappetens
Lineage: Eukaryota; Dinophyceae; Suessiales; Symbiodiniaceae
Source: the annotation of a GenBank genome assembly